Diatraea saccharalis (sugarcane borer) is the source of this 2196-nucleotide messenger RNA. Lineage: Eukaryota; Metazoa; Arthropoda; Insecta; Lepidoptera; Crambidae. The record is from the annotation of a GenBank genome assembly.
AUGUCGGGUCGUGUUAGCGACGCAUCUAGGGAGAUUCAAGAACGUAGUUUUAACGUAUCAAAAAUAAGCUUCGAAGAAUCAGAAUCGAAGACCAGUAGACUUACUGCCUAUAAUUUUAUGUCAAAACGGGAAAUCUAUAGAGUCAUAAUGGACGGUGUCGAUUGCACACCAGAUAAUAUAGUAGAUUCCGAUUAUGUCACAAUGGAGGAUACGUUUACACACGCCGCCUUCGAAACAAAGACGCGACAGAAAAGUGAUUUGGUUGUGAAAGAGUCCAAAUCUAGGACAAAGUCCGCCAUAGAUACGGGUAUGAAAGUUUAUGCGACCACCAUCUCCCUUGACGACAUCUACAUCGAUCAUACAUAUAAUACUGAAGAGGGAUUCGUGUCGCAAGAUAUCGAUUUAGAAUUAGCACCGUCCGCAUUUUAUCUGCCUAAGGUUUAUCCAGUCAUGUCUUACCCACCCGAAAUAUUCAUAGUGCUCAAAGAGACCGAAACACAAUUCUUAUUCGAAUUACCCUCAUUUUCUUAUGAGAAAGGGACACCUGAAGCUAAUACUGUUGAAGAAGAAAAUGACUAUUACCAGUAUAUAACCGUAGGAAAGGGUAGAAACAGAAAAAUGGUAAUAGAAGAAACUCAAACGAAAGAACGCGUCUCGCAAUCUCGACAUACUCUCGCGACAAGACCGGAGAAGAAAAACGCUAUUGCGUUUGCGUCGAUGUGGGAUAUGCACGAUACUUACGCAAGAUUAGCACAAAUUAGGCCCCAAGAAGAACCAGACGAAAUGGUAUUGUACCAGUCAGCGGAACCUUCAUUGCUACGUAAAAAGAAAACAAAAGAAAUAACCGUAAGAAGAGGGAAAACAUUUGACGAAAUUGCUUCCACUUCAGAAUUCAUGGAUGCAGUCCUUUUGGCUGAACGUGUGCUCUCCACUCUAGAGUAUUCAAAGCAACAGAAAAGGUUUAGAGGUCUAAUGCCAAUGGAUCCGUUGUCUUUAGAAUUGGUUUACAUUUACACAAUGAAGCCAUUAUGGACCUUAGAAUGCGAAGACACCAUUAACAGGCCGAUAACAAGUAUAUCGUUCAAUCCUAGAAAUGAAAACAUAUUAGCCGUGGGGCACGGAAAAUUCGGACACGCUGAGAGUUACGAUGGCGUUGUUGCCGUUUGGUGCACAAAGAACCCUUGUAAGCCAGAACGUUUAUAUCGUUUUGACGAUCCACUCACGGCUGUUGCAUUUUCUGAAAGAAAUCCCAACUGGCUAGCGAGCGGGUUCACCAAUGGCGAUGUCCUCAUACUCGACAUCACUUCAUAUCCCGUCAAAAAGAUAGCUCAAAGUAAACGAGAUACCAAUCCCUGCUUUGAACCGAUUUGGGUGACGUCGUGGCGCUCUAUGGAGGGGCAAACGGAAUAUGUUAUGACCGCAUGUCAAGAUGGACGAAUCAAUAAAUUUGUGAACACCAAAACUCACGACUUUAUCUGCACUCCCAUGAUGCGUUUAUCCACUGUAGAGGGUAAGAUGAAAGGAAUAGAAGCCGCUAAAGCGUGUUUGAAGGUGGACGUCCCUAUAACGCGCAACCCGGCAGCCUUGUGCAUGAAAUGGCACCCAACUAUUGAUCAUAUUUACUUGGUGGGUACUGACGAGGGGUGUAUACACAAAUGUUCGACGCAUUACUUGAACCAGCACAUGGAGGUGUACAGGGCGCACGCGGGGCCCGUUUACAACAUGGACUUUUCACCGUUCAUGAACACCUUGCUGGUGUCCUGCGGGGCUGACAGCGCUGUUAGAUUAUGGUUGGAGGGUAUAGACCCCGCAAUUAUGACUUUAAAUUGUGCAUCGGCAGUAUACGGCGUCGCGUUUUGUCCGAUAAACUCUACUGUCAUAAUAUCCAUAAGCGGCAACGUUCUGUCAAUUUGGGAUCUUCGCCGAAAGAAUCAUAUACCGUGUGCGGAGUAUAAUUUUCCUAAUAAUGUUGUGCUAACUUAUAUAAAGUUUUCCGCUUCGGGCGAUAACGUUUUCGUCGGUGAUACAACAGGUAGAGUUCACACAUUCCACCUUAAAGACACACCCAUACCUCCGUAUUAUCAACGGCAACUCUUAGACGAAGCUAUCAAGAAGGCGCUAUGCACCAGACCACAAAUUCUAAAGCAAUUAGAGAAACUCGAGAAGUUUAAAGAUAAACAUGGUACAGACACAUAA